Jatropha curcas is the source of this 4202-nucleotide messenger RNA. RefSeq names its product ARM repeat superfamily protein. NCBI's taxonomy places the organism in Eukaryota, Viridiplantae, Streptophyta, Magnoliopsida, Malpighiales, Euphorbiaceae. The record is from RefSeq and is a predicted model, not a curated record.
CAAGCCCGAAAUUUCCAUUCUCCCCAUAAACCCUAGUAAGCUUCACACACCUUCUCCGGUAGGGUUUUCGAUUCUCCGUAACUCCUAAUUCUAUCUCCAGUGCCACAAGAAUGGAAGGCCUCGAAAUGGAGGAGAGCCCUAUCAUCCUUUCACAUGAUGAUUUUUGUGAUUCAGUUCUCUCACGAUUCUCCACCUCCGCACAAGAGGACCACCAACACCUCUGCGCAGUCAUAGGCGCAAUGUCACUGGAACUCAGAGAACAGAACCUCCCGUCCACCCCAAUGGCUUACUUCGGCGCCGCAUGCUCCUCCCUGGACCGCCUCUCUUCUUCCAACCCCGAUCCUCCUCCUCAUGUAAUUGAUGCUCUAAUUACCAUUCUCUCUCUCGCUAUUCCCAGAAUUUCGGCGGGGAUAUUGAAGAAGAAGAGAGAAUUCUUAUCGGAGAUCUUGAUUAGAGUUUUAAGGUUGAACUUGCUGACGGUUGGUGCAGUAGCUUCAGGAUUGAAAUGUAUAGCCCAUAUAUUGGUUGUUAAAGACUCUUUAAAUUGGACUGAUGUUUCUCCGUCAUAUGGCAUAUUAUUGGGGUUCAUUAUCGAUUCGCGUCCAAAGGUGAGAAAGCAGGCAAAUACCUGUAUGCGUGAUAUCCUACAAAGUUUUCAAGGAACACCGUUACUAGCUCCGGCAAGUGAAGGGAUUACAAAUACCUUUGAAAGGUUUCUGCUUCUUGCUGGUGGAUCAAAAACUAAUGAAACUGAAGGGCCAAGAGGAGCUCAAGAGGUCCUAUACGUUCUUGAUACUCUUAAAGAAUGUCUUCCGCUUAUGUCUAUGAAAUGCAAGACUGGCAUUCUUAAGUAUUAUAAAACUCUUCUUGAACUACGGCAACCAGUUGUAACAAGGCGCAUAACUGAUAGUUUGAAUGUAUUUUGUCUAAACCAAACUUCGGAAAUUUCAGCUGAAGCAUUGCAAGACCUGUUAUGCUCAUUAGCUCUUUCAGUCUCCACAAAUGAGACAUCUGUGGACAACACGACUUUUACUGCUCGCUUGCUGGAUGUUGGGAUGAGAAAAGUUUAUUCCCUAAAUAGACAAAUUUGUGUGGUUAAGCUGCCACUUGUUUUUAGCACCCUGAAAGAUAUUUUAGCGUCUGAACAUGAGGAGGCAAUUUUUGGAGCAAUGGAGGCAUUGAAGAGUUUGAUUAAUAAUUGUAUUGAUGAAAGUUUGGUCAAGCAAGGAGUAGAUCAGCUUGUGACUAAUAAAAAUUCAGACAAUAGAAAGUCUGGGCCAACAGUCAUCGAGAAAGUGUGUGCUACUAUUGAGAGCUUACUUGAUUAUCGUUACAGUGCAGUCUGGGACAUGGUAUUUCAAGUUGUUUCAACCAUGUUUGAUAAAUUAGGUGACAAUUCUUCGUAUUUUAUGAAAGGAACCCUUAAGAAUCUUGCAGAUAUGCAGGGGUUGUCAGAUGAAGAUUUUCCUUACAGAAAACAGUUGCAUGAAUGCCUUGGAUCUGCUCUUGGUGCGAUGGGGCCUGAAGCAUUUUUAAGCCUCCUACCUCUUAAAUUCGAGGCUGAUGACUUGUCUGAGGUUAAUGUUUGGCUCUUUCCUAUUCUGAAGCAGUAUACUGUUGGUGCCCAUUUAAGCUUCUUUACAGAAACCAUUUUGGGUAUGAUUGGAGUGAUGAAACAGAAAUCCCGAAGAUUGGAGGUAGAAGGACGGAUUGUCUCAGCAAGAAGUGCGGACGCACUUGUAUACUCUUUAUGGUCCUUAUUACCUUCUUUUUGUAACUAUCCUUUGAAUAUGACAGAAGGUUUUAAGGAUCUGGAGAAAGCUUUGCAGAUUUCUCUUCGUGAAGAAUGUGAUGUUCGUGGAAUAAUAUGCUCUGCUCUGCAGAUUCUUAUUCAGCAAAAUAAGAGAAUAGUUGAAGAUAACAGUGAUCUGAGUGUUACUGAAGUUGGUGUUGCCAGGCAACGAGCUAUGGCCCUCUAUAGCCCACAGGUUGCAGCAGAUAAUUUGAGUGUGCUAAGGUCAUCUGCUCGUGAGUUCUUGACUGUUUUAUCAGGGAUCCUCUUGGAAUCUUCAAAGGAUGAUGGUGGCUGUUUGCAGCUGAUAAUUAAUGAGUUUGCUUCCAUAUCUGAUAAAGAAGUUGUCACAAGGAUAUUCUUGCGGACAAUGAGAAAGCUUCUGGAGGUUACUCAAAAGGCUACAAAAGCUCAAGAUUCUGGAAAUUUUAAUUCUAUGCAGAUUGAUGAUUCAUCAGUUGAAAAGUCACCGUCACUUGAAAGGGCACGGCUAUUUGAUUUGGCUGUUUCCCUUUUGCCUGGCUUGGAUGUUAAAGAGAUUGGGGUUCUGUUUAGUGCAGUAAAGCCUGCAUUACAGGAUGCUGAUGGUUUGAUCCAAAAGAAAGCAUACAAGGUCCUCUCAAUUAUUAUUCAGAAGUAUGAUGGAUUUCUUUCCUCAGUGCUUGAGGAACUAAUUCAACUUAUGAUCGAUGUCCUACCUUUCUGCCAUUUCUCUGCCAAACGACACAGACUUGAUUGUUUGUACUUUUUGAUUGUCCAUGUUUCCAAGGGAAAUUCAGAACAUAGGCAAUGGGACAUCCUUUUUGGUUUCCUUACUGAAAUAAUCCUUGCUCUGAAGGAGGCUAACAAAAAGACAAGAAAUAGAGCUUAUGAUGUCCUUGUCCAAAUCGGUCAUGCAUGUGGAGAUGAAGAGAAUGGUGGAAACAAGGAAUUUUUAUAUCAAUUUUUUAACAUGGUAGCGGGAUGCAUGGCUGGAGAAACUCCUCAUAUGGUCAGUGCUGCUGUGAAAGGCUUAGCACGUUUGGCUUAUGAGUUUUCAGAUCUUGUUUCUACUGCUUUCAAGUUGCUUCCAUCCACAUUUCUCCUCCUCCAGAGAAAGAACCGGGAAAUCAUUAAAGCUAAUUUAGGUUUGUUAAAGGUAUUGGUAGCCAAAUCACAAUAUGACAGGCUUCAGAUGCACUUGAAGAGCAUGGUGGAAGGCUUGCUGAAGUGGCCAGAUGACACCAAAAACCACUUCAAAGCCAAGGUCAAGCUUCUGCUAGAAAUGCUCGUCAGGAAGUGUGGUAUGGAUGCCGUUAAGGCAGUGAUGCCUGAAGAACAUAUGAGGCUUCUUACUAACAUCCGGAAGGUAAUGGAACGGAAAGAGAGAAAGCAUGGAGCUAACUCUGAGGAAGAUAGAUCUCAUCUAUCGAGGGCGACUACAUCCAGGAUAAGUAGAUGGAACCAUACCAAAAUAUUCUCUGAUUCUGGUGAUGAAGACACGCAUGAUGAUGAUGCUGAAGACAUGGAUUUUAAGUCUGUUUUGGGUGGACAAAGCAAGGCCUCAUCAAAACUCAAAUGCAAAUUGUCUUCAUCCCGGUCCAAGAGGAUGCGUAAAUCAGAUAAGAGCUUGCCAGAAGACUUGUCUGAGCAAUUAGAAGAUGAGCCGCUUGAUUUACUUGAUCAGCAUAAAACAAGGUCCGCCCUUCGAUCAUCAAAGAAUCUCAAAAGGCAGCAAGAAUCGGAUGAUGAACUGGAGAUAGACUCUGAAGGCAGAUUGAUAAUUCGUGAUGGGGGGAAACCAAAGAAGGAAAAGCCAUCAGAUGCCGAUUCAGAUGAAAGGACUGAAGUGAGAAGUCAUGUUUCUCAGUCGUCAAGGAGAUCCCAGAAGCGUCGGAAAAUGUCAGAAACCGGGUGGGCAUACACUGGGACUGAAUAUGCCAGCAAGAAAGCUGGUGGUGAUUUGAAGAGGAAAGACAAGCUUGAGCCAUAUGCAUAUUGGCCCCUUGAUCGCAAGAUGAUAAGUCGUAGACCAGAGCAUCGUGCAGCUGCUAGGAAAGGCAUGGCAAGUGUGAUGAAAAUGACCAAAAAGCUUGAGGGCAAGAGUUCUUCAAAUGCACUUUCCAUGAAGUUAAUGAGGUUUAAGAAUGCAAAGAAAGGCAACAAGAAAAAAAGCAGGUGAAGGACCUGUCUACUUGGAUACACAUACACAUGCUGAACUUCAUGUUGUAAUAUUUUCUUUUAUUAUUCAUUCAUUUGUUUAAUUAUAUAUAUUCGAAGGUGCCAGUUUGGGUUUUCUGAAGGCAAUUUUUUCUGAAGGCAAUUUCUCCAAAUUGGAAAAUGUGUUGCGUUUGUAUAUAACAGAGAUGUGAAAGUUGUGUUGAUGUCGCAAUAGAUUAAGAUUUUGCUGUUUGAUUGCCAUUUUGCUCAA